ACAAUUUGAUUUUGACCCGUCGCCUGCCUGGCCGCCUCCUAGUCGUAAUCCCGCCCCGCCGCCUCCCCCUCUCCGGCCUUCUCCGCUCCGCGCGGGCGCCAUGUCGGUGACGCUGCACACGAACCUGGGCGACAUCAAGUGCGAGGUGUUCUGCGACCAGGUGCCGCGCACGGCGGAGAACUUCCUGGCGCUCUGCGGCAGCGGCUACUACGACGGCACCGUGUUCCACCGCAACAUCAAGGGCUUCAUGGUCCAGGGCGGCGACCCCACCGGCACCGGCAAGGGCGGGUCGUCCAUCUGGGGCGCCAAGUUCGCGGACGAGUUGAGGGAGUCGCUCAAGCACAACGCGCGCGGGAUCAUGUCGAUGGCCAACAGCGGGCCCAACACCAACGGCAGCCAGUUCUUCAUCACCUACGCCAAGCAGCCGCACCUCAACGGUCACUACACCGUGUUCGCCAAGGUCAUCCACGGCUUCGAGGUGCUGGACCUCAUGGAGAAGGCGCAGACGGGACCCGGGGACAGGCCGCUCGCCGAGAUCAGGCUCAACCGCGUCACCAUCCACGCCAACCCGCUCGCCGUCUGAACUCCUCUUCCUACCGCUCUCCCCUCCACUCGCUCCUGUCCUCAUCCACCGGGAUCUGAGCGUCAUCAGCCUUGCUUUCAACCGCAAAAUCACGCUUUGGUUUCGGAACAUCAAUCUGUAGCUCUCUAAUUUUAUACCGAUGCUGUGACAUGUAACCUUUGA
This is a messenger RNA of Zea mays, 745 nucleotides long. Its product is annotated as peptidyl-prolyl cis-trans isomerase-like 3. Gene Ontology annotation, molecular function: peptidyl-prolyl cis-trans isomerase activity. Gene Ontology annotation, biological process: protein peptidyl-prolyl isomerization; protein folding. Gene Ontology annotation, cellular component: catalytic step 2 spliceosome. The record is from RefSeq and is marked validated. Lineage: Eukaryota; Viridiplantae; Streptophyta; Magnoliopsida; Poales; Poaceae.